AUGUUAUGCACUUAUUACAUUACAUUUUCUGUAUAAUACUAUUUCUACAUUGACCCUAGUCUAAUAUAGAAUGAAGUUGCAAUUGUAAACUGCAACACUAACUUUAAUCAGUUGAGUUCUGCAACAUUCCAAUGAUAAAACAUGGUAAAUGAGGAAGGAGUUUCAUCACCAGCACCAUCAUCAACCUCUAACAACAACAGAAGAUGGAGUUACCAUGUUUUUUGAGUUUUAGGGGAGCAGACACAAGAAAAGGCUUCACAAACCACUUGUAUUCUGCUUUAAAGGAUGCUGGGAUCAUAGUUUUCAGAGAUGACAAGAUUCUUGAAGUUGGAGAUGUCAUAUCAGAAGAACUUCCAAGAGCAAUCAAGGACUCACUCUCUGCCAUUGUUAUCCUCUCACCAAAAUAUGCUACUUCCACUUGGUGCUUGGAGGAGCUUCACUGCAUUCUUGAGUCCAAACUUGAAGUUUUCCCAAUCUUCUAUGAUGUGGAAGCAUCAGAUGUUAGAUACCAAAAGGGAAGUUUUGCUGAGGCCUUUGAGAAACAUGAGAAGAGGUAUGAUGGAGAUAAGGUUCAAAAAUGGAGAGAUGCCUUAACACAAGUUGCUGGUUUAAGUGGUUGGGGCUCCAAAAAAAGGUUGGAAGCAGAACUAAUUGAAGAAAUUGUCACAACUGUUUGGACAAGGCUGCAACCUAAAUUGCCAACAUUUAGGGAUGGAUUGGUUGGAAUUGAUAAGAAGCUAGAAGACAUGAACUCACUUUUAAGACCAGAUGUAAAGGAUGUUCGCUUUAUAGGCAUAUGGGGCAUGGGAGGCAUAGGAAAGACAACUCUUGCUAAAGUCUUGUAUAUGAAAAUUCGAAGAAAAUUCGAAAUUAGUUGCACCCUUGACAAUGUUAGAGAAGCUUCCGGUCAAAGACAUGGCCUGCUAAACUUGCAAAGAGAACUUCUUAGUAAGCUGAAAAUUAUGGACACAAAGAUAGAAGAUGAGUAUCAAGGAAUAGACACUAUUAGAAACUUUCUCUUCAAUAAAAAGGUUCUACUUGUUCUUGAUGAUGUAAGUGAUAUGAGCCAAUUAGAGAAUUUAGCAGAAAAGGAAUGGUUUGGUCCAGGGAGUAGAGUAAUAGUGACUACAAGAGACAUGCAACUGUUGACGUCUCAUGGAAUAUCAGAAAAGUAUGAGAUUGAUUUCUUGAACCAUGAAGAAUCCCUUCAACUCUUUUCAAGGAAAGCCUUUAAGAGAGAUGAACCUCCAGAGCAUUUUCUGAAGCUGUCGAAAGCCGUGAUCAAAUAUGCUGGAGGCCUUCCUUUGACACUCAAGCUUCUCGGCUCACUUCUUUGCGAACGAAGUGUGUCACAAUGGAAGGAGGUUUUGGAACAGAUAAAAGAAGUUCCUGAGAGUGAUAGUCUUCAUAGGACACUUGGAAUAAGCUAUGAUGGACUACCGAGGCGAUAUAAAGGACUAUUUCUAGACAUUGCUUGUUUCUUCAAAGGGUGGACUAAAGAUCAAGUGAAACAAAUACUGAAUGAUUGCGGCCGUUAUCCUCCAAUUGGAAUCGAAAUUCUUAUUGAAAAAUCACUGGUAACUUAUGAUUCAGGGGUUCUGGGGAUGCAUGAUUCACUUCAAGACAUGGGAAGGAGUAUUGUCUUUGAAGAAUCUCCUGAAAUUGCUGGUAAACGUAGCAGGUUGUGGUCUUUGGAUGACAUUGAUCAUGUGCUAAGAAAAAAUAAGGUAAAUGAAUCAACACAAGGCAUAGUACUCGAAUUAUGGCAUUUGCAUCAUGAAGCUCGCUGGCACCCUGAAGGGUUCUCAAAUAUGGAGAUCCUUAGACUACUUAUCUUGUCAAGUAACUUGCACCUUCCACUUGGCCUAAAAUGUCUAUCUAGUGGAUUAAAAGUCCUUGUAUGGAGGGAAUGUCCCUUAAACGCUUUACCACUUGGAGUCCCUCUGGAUGAACUCGUUCGCCUCAAAAUGCCUCACAGCAAUCUAAAACAACUUUGGAAUGGAAUGCAGUACUUUGCUAAGAUGAAAUCCAUCUAUUUAAGUCAUUCUCUAAGCCUGACUAGCACUCCAGAUUUUACCGGAAUCCCCAAUCUGGAAAUACUGUAUCUUGAUGAAUGCAUAAACCUGUUUGAGGUUCAUCCAUCUCUUGGAAAGCACAGAAAGCUUGUCAAAGUGUCAUUAGCUGACUGCAGAAAUCUCAAGAAACUUCCAAGAAAAUUGGAAAUGGAAUCUCUGAAGUGCUUAGACCUCCAUGGCUGCACAAAUGUCAGAAAGCUUCCUGAGUUUGGGGAAAAUAUGAUACAUCUAGAGGAGCUCGAUUUGCGCAACAUCGCCAUAGCAGAAUUGCCUCCUUCUCUUGGUCAUGUAACUGCUCUUCGCACUUUGAAUUUAGAGAGUUGUCAAAAUCUCAUUUGCUUGCCAAAAACUUUUGGCAAUUUGAAAUCUCUUACAAAGCUCAAUAUCUGCUGUUGCUCAAACUUCUCUAAGCUGCCGGAGAAUUUAAAUGAAAAUGAAGCAUUAGAAUAUCUUAAUGCAAGUUUAACUGCAUUAAGAGAAAUACCUUCUUCUAUUGUUCAUUUGAAGAAUCUUAUGUGGCUCAUUAUAGCUGGAUGUAAAGUUCAGGAAACUUCCAACUCAUGGAACAUCAUUCAACCAAUAGCACAGAUAUUCGGCUUCAAGAGUUAUCAUCCACCGAUUUCAAUGAGCUUGGUGUUGCCUCCUUCUAUAUCAGCACAUGUUUACUUGUACAAUUGUCCUCGCCUCGAGUCAUUGCCUAAGCUUCCACCAACGGUGCAGCGAGUAGAUGCAUGCCAGAGUGUUUCACUGAAACCUUUAUCAGAUCCAGAACAAAUAUGGAGUCUAUUGGAAGCAAUUGACUUAGAGGAGGUGGAGGAUCCUGAUUCUUCAAUGAAAUUCUCUCGGUUUCGGCCUAUACUGGAGAUUCCUGGAACAGAACUUCCUGCAUGCUUUCAGAAUGAAGAUUAUUUUGUGCCAGACAAACAAUUUCUAGAACAUUUUGGAAUUCAAUUCGAGUCAGCCGUAUCAAUAAUCCUGGAAAUACCAGAAUCUUGUAGUCAGAGUGAAUUUUGGGGAAUUGCUGUAUGCCUUGUGAUAGAAGGCAAUCCAGAAUCUGCACCAUUGCAGUACUAUGAUGGCCUAUAUUGCUUUAGUCAAGUUCAUAGUGCUAAUUCUGAGGAAAAACAGGAAAUCAACAUUGAAGAUGCUGAAUGGAUUAAGUGGAUACCAAACUAUAAAUGCCCUCACAUUUUGAUGUAUUAUUAUCCUGUUAACUUUUGGCAACAUGAUGAAAACAAAGUUAAACUAAUGUUUUAUGCUAUAAACAACAAUGGCACAGGGAAUAAGAUGAUGAUUGAGGGGAGUAAUAGUAAAAGAUGUUCCAAAAUAAAGAAGUGUGGUGCACGUUUGGUAUCUAAGAUGGGUGCUGGUUAUGUGCAGAAGACACCAAAUCCAUACAGGGAGGAAGGAUUCCCACCUACCAAAAUUCCCAAAGUUACACCUGAAGGAAUGUAUGUAGCCACUGCUUAUGCAACGACUCGCAUAAGAUAACUAAUGCUUCUUUCAAUGUGUAUUUUAUAUUCCAAUAUGGAUUCUAUACAGAAUUACAGAUAACUGAUUUGGUAGUUGAUUUUUGGUGUACAAGUAGCAUGAUUGUACAUACUUAUCUCCACGAAAACAUUGUUGGAAAGGUUAAUGUUUGCUUGUUAGUUUGUCAAUAAAAGCAGUAGUUUUAAAACA
Arachis ipaensis is the source of this 3755-nucleotide messenger RNA. RefSeq names its product disease resistance protein Roq1-like. Gene Ontology annotation, biological process: signal transduction; defense response. Gene Ontology annotation, molecular function: ADP binding. The record is from RefSeq and is a predicted model, not a curated record. Lineage: Eukaryota; Viridiplantae; Streptophyta; Magnoliopsida; Fabales; Fabaceae.